AUGGUGCAGUCCUCUCCUGCAGCGUCACGUCAACUUCUCGACGCUGUUGUGCUCCUUUUGAAGCUUCUCCACUCGGUCGAAGAGGCGCGCCGACAACUUCUACGGAGAAAAGAAGGGACAGCGCAGCAGAGGUGCAGCGCGGCGGACGUCAAGUGGCAGCAGUUUCAGCAGGAGUUCGCACCGCAGCUGCGCCGCCGCAAUGGGAAGAGAGGAAUGCAGGUCGACGUGUGCAACGAGGACGAUGUUGCCCUUCUACGAAAAACAGCCGACACGCUGCAGGAACGCCGCCGUGCUGCUAAGGAUGGUGUGUCGCUUUUGCGCGCCUCGCUGCUCGCCCGUUCGCUGGUCUCAGCACGCCUUUGGCAGUUGCUGCUGCGCAAGUCUGUGUGGACGGCGGCUGUCGCGGAGCAUCAGCGUGUGGCAGUGUCUGGCGAGUUAUCCGUGAUGGUAUCCUUUGCCCCACGACUGCUUCUCAUGUGUCUCGCGUUUACGCGCCUUGCAAUGGGGGUGUUGCGCGACUACGUGGAGGGGCGGUGCUUCAGUCGGCACGCACCGCGCUUCGUCGUGUCGAUGCCAUCGCGGUCGUGGCACUCUAGCAAACGGAAAGGAGCCGUCAGCAGCAUCAGCGGAGAUGCCACGCAGAGCGCAGCAGCAGCGGAGACGCUAGUCGAAACCGCGGACAGCAAGCACGGUUUCCAGGAUCGCUCUAGUGUAAAUGCAGCUCUGAAAGACGGGGAAGAAGACGCGCUAUUUGCCAUGCUACAGGAAACCUUGCAAGCCCCUAGCUCCACUGUCACUGACCUCACACCCACAGCGAGCGCACCACGUGUCACCGAAUCCGCCUUGAACUGCGCCAAGCGCAAACGACGGCCGGGCAGAGUGUCGUUCAUGCGAUGGAUCCCCCCUCACACGGCGCACGUGAUUCCGCUCGCCUCGGAGACACUCGCCCUCCAUAGUUUUGUGCUGCCAGAGCUGGACGUGCCCACGCUGCUGCGAGUCGGCUGCGCCUUGCAGCUCGUCGAUCUCUGUGUGACGCUGCAGCGAUUGGCCUCUGGGGUGUUGGCUCUGACGCCGCAGCAGACACCAUCACCUGCAAACAACAAGGAAGCCGACACGACGCUGCAGCGCACUCUUCACGGCCUCGAGGAUACCAUAGCAACUGUGGGACAUCAGGUGAAGAAGCAUCUCAUCAUUCAGCAAAGCAUGCGCCGCCCUAGCGAGACGGAAGUGGCGACAACACCGGAGCGCCUCAAGCCUGCAGAUGCCGCACGACUCGCGGUUCAGCUGCACAUGCUCCGCCUACUUCCCGCCGGCGACGUAGAUUCUGCACUCUUGCUGUCGGGGCUGCUACGCGACAUGUUUCCUGAACUGCGAACAAAGACGAGUCAUGUAUUGAGGGAAAAGGCACGGCAAUCUUCCCUUUUGGCAUUUGCCACACGUCCGCACCGCAUGAAGCUGUACGCGCAGCACGGUCGCCGAGGCGCAGAGGGCUAUGUACUUGGUACGAUUGUGCAGCAGGCGCGACUACAGCAGCGACAGCUAGCCGUGGCACUCCGCGAGCAGCACCUCUCCGAGACCCAUGUACAGGAGCUAGGUACGCUUGCUGUAUCUCUGCCAUCGACGGAGCUUGUUCGACUGAUUCAACUGUGCGCGAGGCAUUCGAGCAGCACCUGCUUAGUGCAGCAGCAGCGAGCGUUGUCCGCCGAGGCCUUCGAUAUUCCGGUGACCGGAUGCCUCUUCCUUGCCGAGGCCCUGCUCAUCUCCGGAACGCUUCAAACGACCCCUGAACAACCAUGCACCCUCUCGCUACAGGAACUCGCCAUCUUGUGGGAUGCCGCUACACUGCUGUUCCCGCUCAUUCGUGCACGAAGGGCGCAGCAACUCGUGAGUAGUGCUGGCCGCCCACGCCCUUCGCACGUGGUGCAGACCGAGUUCAUCAUCUGGGCAACCUUUGCCGAACACGUGUUGGUGACGGUAAACGGAGCGCUGGCACAACGCCUCCAGAACCUGAAGAAGCAGCGGCAACACGAGUCUACAGCAAUGCGACGCUCUCGCGUUACAAGCGCAAGCAGGGCAGCUUCAGAUGUCGUCGUCGAGGAGGGCGAGGCUGUCUUAACAGAUAGCCAAAUCACGGCGGACGCUCUAGUCAGCCUAGCAGCAGGCGUGCUAGAGUACGCGGAGAAUGACGAGAGUCUCUCCGCUCGCAGCGGCAUCGCUAGCACACACUCCUCUUCACUUCCAGUGCAGAGGUCGGUGCGAGUACUCGCUCAUUUGCUCCAAGAGUUGGUCCUUCACGAUCGGCAACUCUGGCACUCGCUCCGUAUCCUCCCCAGCACCCAGCGCAACGCUGUGGGGCGCCAACUUGUGAUGUGCUUUGAGACUAUGGGUGUGAUGAACGAAACGACGACUCGUGCGCUGGACGCGCUAAGCUGUCGCAACCAAGUCGAGCUGUGA
Molecule: messenger RNA, 2454 nt
Organism: Leishmania braziliensis MHOM/BR/75/M2904
Lineage: Eukaryota; Euglenozoa; Kinetoplastea; Trypanosomatida; Trypanosomatidae
Exons: 1
Coding region: 1-2454 (817 amino acids)
Source: RefSeq, a predicted model, not a curated record